AUGUCAGUCGGGCUCUCUGGCGGCGCGCACAAUGCCCUGGACGAAGAGGCAAGGGCCGAGGUUGAUGUUCUCAACUCGCGACUAGAGAAGACGACCCAAUUGACCAAGAAGAUUCAAUCCUGCCUCAACCGACUCGAGACAACAGGGAAAAGUGUACAGGAUGUUGCUGGGCCGCUCAACGGAGAAACUAGGCGGCUUCAGAUACUGGGAAACAAUGUCGACUCCGUUCUUUCUGCAAUCGAUCGCUUGCGCCAGCCUGCGGAUAGCAAGAACGACGAGGAACAGAUCAUCCGGGUUGGGCCUGAGAAGGCUGGUCUCUCUAACUACCUGGCCUCUAUAAAGCGUCUCGGCAAAGCCUUGAAUGAGAUGAAGGCUUCGAAUCUGCGCGCGAACCAGCAAACAAUGGCAGACUUAUCACGUCUCAUCAAAUCAGGCAACAGUCAACUCGAGCAUCAUUUCGAAACUCUGCUUCGCGGCGAGACCCCCCGAUCUGUCGAGCCGCUACAUUUCAUCACGAAAGAUAAGCCUUUUCCCACACUCCCUCAAGACAAGAUCGCCCGACUCGGUCUUGUUUAUUCUUAUGUUGCGGAGAGCAACCCCAAUGGAGGCUCCGAGCUUGCUCAUAUAUACUCUGAGGUACGCGGCCCGUACAUUUCAACGUCGUUGGCAAACCUCGCUGCCGCAAGCGUCAACACCGCCAAAAAGAAGAGCCCAGAUGCUGUCUACCGUGCAGGCACCAACGGUAUUGGAACUUACUCACAGGCGAUGGAAGGCAUCUUCCUUUCCGAAUACGACAACGUCUGUAGUGUUUUCUCGCGUGAAGAUUGGGGUGUUAUCUUCCAGUCGACUUGCCAAGCGGCUUUAGCAGAACUGGCACGAACCCUACGUGAGCUCAACACGCAUAUCAAGAACCAUCUAAACACCGAUUGCUAUUUGGCUUAUGAAAUCACCGAAAUCAUGUCGGCACUUUCCGGGAACCUCGAGACACGAACUGGAGAAUUGAAAGGAGCACUUGCUGCUGCACUGAAACCAGUUAGGGAAACCGCCAAGACGUCUCUGGCAGAGCUCUUGGAUGAAACAAGGCGAAAGGUCAGUAUGUUACAGAUGUUGCCAACUGACGGUGCACCGAUACCGUUAGUGUCGGAGACUAUGCAACGUCUUCAGACCAUGGUACACUUCUUGCGCCCAAUUUCGAGCAUUAUGAUAUCGAUUGGGGACGGCGGUUGGAAAUCCAACGCUGCGGCUAACGGGCGCUCCACGGAUGCAAUUCCCAGCCUGGCAUCGUUCGAUAUUGGGGCAGAUGGCAAGGAAAUAUUCUCGCACUACUGCCUCGACACUAUUGAAACGAUUUUGUCUGGGCUAGAUCAAAAGUCACGAAUACUCAUGAAGAGCAGAGCUGUCGCUGGAGUAUUCAUGGCCAACAGUGUGGUCAUCAUUGGUCGCAUGGUCCAGAGCUCAGAGCUCAACGACCUCCUGGCAGGCAAACUCGACAUUCUCGAGCAGUGGCGCAAAAAGGCAACGGCAGCCUACACAGAUGUUUGCAAGGACCUGUCUGUGCAUCUCUUUGAUACCGUCCACACUAAUCGUACAACACGACCUACAUCUGGGCCUGUCGAUUCGACAUCCAUCGUCAAGGGGCUGGGCAGCAAGGACAAGGAUAAAAUCAAGGAGAAGUUUACGCAGUUCAACGGCGCGUUUGACGAUAUGGUGUCGCGCCACAAGUCCUACAGUAUGGAGCGUGAAGUGCGGCGAAUGUUUGCAGAAGAUAUUCGUUCGAAACUCCAGCCUCUAUACACACGAUUUUGGGACAGAUAUCAUGAGAUUGACAAGGGCAAGGGCAAGUAUGUCAAAUAUGACAAGACAUCCAUUGCUGCUGUCUUUUCCAGCCUCGCUUCCUGA
Messenger RNA from Fusarium coffeatum, 1899 nucleotides. RefSeq lists its product as uncharacterized. The record is from RefSeq and is a predicted model, not a curated record. Bases 1 to 1899 code for a protein of 632 amino acids. Gene Ontology annotation, molecular function: phosphatidylinositol-4,5-bisphosphate binding. Gene Ontology annotation, biological process: exocytosis. Gene Ontology annotation, cellular component: exocyst. Lineage: Eukaryota; Fungi; Ascomycota; Sordariomycetes; Hypocreales; Nectriaceae. The transcript is spliced from 2 exons.